CCAAGAGUUCGGUGCAAGUCAUUGGCUGCAUAAUUGUGGGAGAUUUCAAAAACGGAAACCAUGUUCCAAGAAGAUGCUGUGUUUAUUUUCAGAUUGAUUUGACAGUCAUUACCUAUUAUGGAUCUGGGCUUGUUGGAAACACCAGGGACCAAACAGGUCACCAAGUCAAAGAAACGACGAUCUGUGCGCAUCCGCAGAAAGUCACAUAUACAUGGUUUAGGGCCAGUCAGUGAUGAAGACAAGGCAGAUGGCAUAUGUUUGGUAGAUAAUGACAUUCAAGAUGUGGAUAUUGCUUCAAUGACUAGUGAUGUGGGAAAACCUUCUGAAGCAAAGAACUUGCAGGUCUCUCAAAACCAAUAUGGCAGUGUCUGGAUGAACACUGACUCACCAGAAAUGGCAGAAUUGGUGAUGCGAAGAAACCGACGUAAAUCCAAUGUCCAUUUCCCAAUAAUGUCUGUCAUUGAUGGAUUGGAAUCUCCUGGUGUGCUCAAUGAACUUGAGCCUGAGCUGAGUGAACAACACUUGAGUAUGGAACUGUCCAGGACUGGGGAUAUGAAUAACAGUCCCGAGACCAACGGUACUCGCCUUUCAGGUAGUUAUAUAGUACCCCAAAGACAGAGUCCACUUCCAUGGCAGGAAAAUGAUUGUAGUUCAGCUCACAAUUCUGAAUAUUUACCAAGUGACAAUAGCACUGCUAGCUUAUCACCAUGUUUCGAGGCCAGUGAUUACAAUAUCGGCAGAGCAUUUAAACAUCUCAACUCAACACCACAACAUGAUCACAAUUCAUUUGGAGCCAGGAAAAUAGACAGUGCUAACGUUGCCCAGGAAAGUAAGAUUAUGUUGUCUCCAGUAGAUAGAGCUUUACCAGGGUCUACACAACACUUUACCUCUAGCUGUAUGACACCAGUUGAUAAACGAAGACAACUAUUAUCAGAUUCUACCUCAAAUUCAACCCCAUACUCUCCAUCUCAACCCAUUUUCAAGAACAUUUCUCCACCAGACUGUGAAAGUCCAAAUUCUACUUUUUCCCCAAUUUAUCUGACACCAGCAGACAAGAUCACAAGGUCAAACGUGGGAGUUGAUGCAGAUGAUGAUGAUGAAGAUAUUUGGAAAACCUGUAAGAAAACCAUAGUAUCUGAUAUUGAUGGAAAUGUUGAUAAAACACCGGGUGCUGGUAGGAAGUUAAAGACUCUGGUAUCAACACAGAAAAAGUUGUCAAAGUCAAAAUCUAACUCAAGUACUAAAGUUCUUUCUAAAGAACAGACAUCAGGAUUUCUGUCCAUAUGUAGGUCGUUGGCAGGGAAGCUAGCACAUGCUGUUAGAAAUAGUCCAGAUAGUGAUCGGAGCAAUCAAAUGUCCUCUUCAGACAAUUCUUUCACCUCUAUAAAACCUGGAAGUGCUUUAACUAAUUCAAGUGAAACUGCAGCAGCGAUUGUGAAAUCUACAGAAAAAAACUUGGGUGCAGUUGUCUCCUCUAGAUCUGGACAUAGCUCCGAUACAUGUACAGGAGUUGUCACAACUGGCAACUCCAAUAUAGUCAGUUUUGGAGAGGCAGAAAAUGUAUCUAGUAACAUUUUGUCAGAAAAGAAAUCGUGUCAGAAUUUAGAUAGGCCUGAUUCAAUAAAAAAUGCAUCUUCUUUGUCUGUGAUAACGCUGAACAAAGAAGAUGGAGUAAACAGUUUUAUGUGUGAAAACGUUGAACUCGAAAGGCCAGCACAUGUACAUAAUAGUGAACAUUCUCCAGUACAAAAUAUAGACUGUGAAAAACUGGCGAAAACGUCUGAUGCCUACGCGAAUCAGAAGUUUUGUUCAUCAACAGACACAACUGACGAAACUGUAAAAAGUAAGAGUUAUUCUAAAUCGGAAAUUGUUGGAGUUGCUGAGGUUUCAAAUAGACAGACAAUGAUUACUAGUUUACAGAGUGAUACCCCAGGAUGUUCAGGGGAAGUCAUCACACAACAUUUGGAGGUUUGCUUUGAUUACAUUGAUCCUAAACCUGUACAAGUGGCCAACAUCACAGACUUGGCCUCACAACCUGGAAAACAACAAGAGGUUAACAGUAUCUCGUUAGGAUCUAGUUCACCUCAAAUCGGCACUGACCCCAUAGAUACCUCCAUCACACCAAAACAAGAACCUGAUUCAGUGAGAAUGGUUAAAACAAAACAUACAAGGACUGGGAGAAAGUCUACAGGGCUUGUCAGUCAUGAGUCGGCAAGAUGUGAAUUAUCAGAAAGUGUCAAUAAGCUCAGUUUGAAUACAGUUUCUGACAUUGAUACUUGUUCUACAGACGAUUGUGUUGAGAGUGGCAGUAAACCGAAAAAAUCGAAGUCAUCAGACAAUGAUGCAUUACGAAAGGCUGUAUUUACAUCAUCUGGAACUGAAGUGAAAAAACGACAUCCCAGAAAGUCUUUGGGUAACUCAUUAGCUCAGCAGAGUUUAGUAUCAAUGAAUGUUGGAAUAACAGAUGCAUCAACAUCUGGAGAAGCAAAUGCUUGUCCUCUAAAAAUUGUAACUGUAGUGGCCAGUUCCCUUGAAAAUGUGUCAAAUGAGGUAAUGUCUACUGUGAGUGUUGAACCUUUUCCAGCAUGUGUGGAAAAUAAACAUGUGUCUACUUUACCAUCAGUAAGAAAAGUUAAAAAUAAAGGUUCCUCCCAGAAAACUGUGUCCAGCAAGAUCACAUCUGGAAUGUGUAGCGCGUCUGUUUCAACACGUGUAUCAAAUGAAUCUGACUUACCAUCAGUAAAUGUAGCUAGGAAAAGAGGUCGCCCACGGAAAUCAACAAACUUUAUUCCUCCAGUUGUGGUUGAAGAGAUGUCUGAUAUAAAUCUUUCUGCACAGAGUGGUGAUGAGGUUCAGAAGUCCUCCACACUACACCAAUUCAACAACAAAUCUGUGAAUUCGAAGGACUCCACAGACAUGCAAAACAACAUUUCGGAAAGUAAACAGAAAAGUGCUGACAGCAUUAAAGUGCUAACUGCUGAAGAUCUGAAAUCAUUAGAUGAAUAUUUGGGAAUAGAAGAACCAGAGCCAGUGGUUAAUCCACCUCCAAAGAAACGAGGUAGACCAAGAAAAUCUGUGGAUGGACAGAAACUGACAAAGCAAACAAAAGUAUAUGUUGAUUCAAUUACCACGUCAGCAGAUGAAAUCUCUGGGAAAACAGAAAACACUCUUGCCUUCACCAUGGAAAAUGAACCGGAGAAAGAUAUUGGUAAGAAAGAAGAUUCUAGGAAGAUGGAUGUUCAGACAAUUGUCAAAGAUACAUUGGUGGCAGAAUUAGAGGAUCUGGAACUGCUGGAGAGACCAAAAAGAAAGAGCUCACGUAUCCAGAGGCGAUCUAUAGAAAUCUACAGACAAAUUCAAAAUGACAACGCGACAGAAGAUGUUCCGAUGUCACCCUUAGAAAUGGAGGAGUCCAAAUCCACGACAGCUGUGUUACAAGAUGUCAGUGAUAAUCACGGAAAUACUCAAAAUAACCAAGAUUCUAAAACAAAAAUAGCACGUAAAAGGAAACUCAUUAAAAAUGAACCUACAGUUGAGGAAAUUUACAAAAACAAGAACUUUAAGAGACCUGCUCCAAAAAUCUGGGAAACAAUAUAUGAGGCUCCCUCAGAUGAGCAGGUUUAUAGCAAGAAAAGAUAUCGUCGUUCGAUCAUGUUUGAUGAAAGUCUACUUGUACCUCCUGCUAAAACCAAAAUGAGGCUCAGGAGAGCUAUCAGAAAUGGAUUGGACCCACGGCAACGCAGAAAGAAAAUGUUACCAGAUGUUGCUGUUAAGAAAAAAUUAGCAACAAUUGAAGCUAUUUUAGAAGAUAAUAAUUAGGAAUGUAACUGUUUAUCAUCCAGCAUGCAUGGUGUAUGACAAAGAAUGUCCGGUACCUUUUAGUCAAGUACCUAUGCCUUAUUAUACCUUGUACAUUUGUUGUGCUCCAGCUGCUCUCUGAUGUACAUGUAGAACACAAGUUUUUCUUCAAGCAAGUGUACGUAUUUAUAGAAUGAUAUUUUUAUUUUACUGGGUGUUAUAUUUGAGCUUGUGUGUCCAAAAGGGCCAAGUGAGUAUAUGCCAUGAUGUGGUAUCUGUCUGUCCAGUGUUUGUCUUAAUUUGGCAUCAAUUUUUUGCUUUAAAUGACUUCUUCUCAAAACCAAAAAGGCCUGGAAUCAUGAUAUUUGGCUCAGAUUUCUAAGAUGAAACCCAAUAAAGUUUACAAAACGAAAUUACCUUGAUAAUAAACAUGUACUUGGCUGGAAGGUUCCCGAGAUGAUGCCCGGCAGAUUUUCUGAAAAGAAAUAAUCUUGACGCAUAUCAAAGGUCACAGGCCUAGGGCUCAAAUUUGUUAAAAAAUUCAAAUGACAUCUUCUGAUCAACUGAAAAUCAUAUAUAGAAUAAAGAGAUGCCCAGUAAUUAUUCAAAAGAUACUACCUUGACCCAUUCAAGAUCAAUGGGUGAAAUUUGUAAAAGUAUACAAACUGGUUCUUUUGAUUAUUGAAAGCCAGGAUUGAUUGAAAUCAUCAAAGAUGUGAAUAUCAGCUGAGUGAUGCAUGCCCAUUGGACGUUUUUUGUAAUCUCAGCAUACAGAUUUGUUUUGUAUAGAUAUAUAUAUAUAUAUGUACAUGUAAAUGUAUAUAAUGUUGACCUAUAUGAUCUAUAAGCUAAACCAGAAAAAGAAGAUUUCUGUUAGAAAGGUACAGGACAGUGUUACAGAAAUUAGAAGCCAAGCUCCAACCCCAUAGUGAUAUUUUUCCACUUUUAAUCAAAAUUGUACAUCAUGUUAUCAGUGUUGGAUUUCGCUUCAUAAAUACCGGUGUGUAUUAGUCAUGUAUGCAUGCAUAUGUUUGCUAAGAAAAAGGUUGGUUAUUUCACUUUGAUGGGAUAUACAGCCAUAUCCCUAUGAAAAUGUAUACAUGCACACAUUUUUGCUAAUUCAUUUUCAUAUGAUUCCUAUGUGUUUUAAUUCGUGGUGGGAAUUUUAUACAGCAGUUCAAUUUCCUGGUUUUAAUUUUGAUUUGAUAUGUAUAAUCUAUUGUUUUACUCUAUAUUCCAAUGCAAGCAUUUAAUCCCCUUAUUUCAAGGUGAUGGAAUAAAAGUAUGAAAGGAAUGAAGGUAAAGUUUUCACGAGGUUUAUGAUAUUGAGUCAUUGCAUACAGAAGAGCCAUCAAAUUUAUUUAAAUGAAUACCUUGGCUGACUUUCAAGGUCACAGGGGUCAAAUGUAAUAAAGGUUUUUAAAUGACUUAUUCUUGACAACAAAGAGGCCCUAUAUAUAUAGCUACUCAGUGAGUCUGGAUAAUAUGUUAUAUUGGGCCAUUAAUUAACAUGUGGGGAUGAAGGGUUACCAAGUUGUCGAAUGACCUUGACCUUUGAUAAUCAAAGUGGUAUAUAUUUUGGGGUAUACAUGACAGUGUGAUACUUAUUGAGCUGAUAAUAGUUUGAUAUUACUUCAAUAAUACAGUACAGUGUGCAAUUGUUGCAGUAUCGUUUCAGUCAAGUUUGUAAUGUUACUUUAAUUUCUGAUCAGUGCAUGAUCUAGCAAUGACUGUAUUAUAUUUUUGGUACACAUGUACACUAAUGCUUAUUUGUGUAGUUAUGGAACACACAGUUACACUAAUUUGUGUAAUCGAGGACACGUUCGAUAGCGUCAACUUGUGUAAGGGAACACAGUUACACUAAUUCGUGUAAUCGAGGACACGUUUGAUAAUGUCAACUUGUGUAAGGGAAUGCAUGGUUACAUUAUUUAGACGCAGGGUGCAUAUAUAUUCAUACUUUUAUAUUAGAAUGGCCGGUUGUUUUAGUCAUAUUCUUUUAGCUAUUGAAGGAAACUAUAACAAGUUUUUAUGUUAUUCAUAUGUUGUAAAUAUAAUGAUACCCCUGUAUACUGUAGAUUAUGUAUUCACAGUAAAAUUUAAUCUGAAUCUAA
Messenger RNA from Pecten maximus, 5909 nucleotides. RefSeq lists its product as uncharacterized. Gene Ontology annotation, molecular function: DNA binding. The record is from RefSeq and is a predicted model, not a curated record. The transcript has 4 exons. NCBI's taxonomy places the organism in Eukaryota, Metazoa, Mollusca, Bivalvia, Pectinida, Pectinidae. Bases 118 to 3819 code for a protein of 1233 amino acids.